This is a messenger RNA of Cloeon dipterum, 2755 nucleotides long. It is a transcript of the gene Treh, whose product is annotated as Trehalase. Gene Ontology annotation, molecular function: alpha,alpha-trehalase activity. Lineage: Eukaryota; Metazoa; Arthropoda; Insecta; Ephemeroptera; Baetidae. The record is from RefSeq and is a predicted model, not a curated record. Bases 507 to 2288 code for a protein of 593 amino acids. The transcript is spliced from 6 exons. Gene Ontology annotation, biological process: trehalose catabolic process.
AGCUUCCUUGAAUGUGUUUCGAAAGUCAAAGUGAACAGCGUAAAUCACGCACGGUAAAACAAAGGCUUAUCUAAAUUUAUCUCGGAAGAAAUGCGACGGACAUGCGUUCCGAGAAAUCAGACGGAAUAUUUGAGAAGAAAAAAAUCUGUCUUCUCGCGUCACAAGAUUAGUUAUAUACCGUUGUUUUUUCAUCAGUCGGUUGCACAAAAAAUUGUGACUUGACGCGCAACCUUGGGUUUACCUGAGCCAAUGGCAGGACGGGCAGCAGGGGCUCGGCCGGCGAGAGGAGGGGCCGAGCCUUUAAAGCGCCGUCGCUCGACUAGAUUCGUUUCAGUUGUUGCAUACUCCAUCCGACCAACACACCACCAACCCGAUUUAACUAAGGUCGAUUUUGCUCAGGUCCAGAGAUGACGACUGUCCGCAGAAAGUGAGAACGGGUGUGCUGCUCGAGCGAAAGGAUUUUGUGCUUCGCUCUUCCCGUUUGUCGUCUGGAAAAUAAGAAAAUUAUGACGAGCCUCAGUGCAUUCUUGCUGCCGUUGCUGCUGGCGGCCGGCGCCUUCUGUAAGAUCUCCGACCUGCCACCUCCAUGUCCUAGUGAAAUUUACUGCCACGGCGAGCUGUUGAAAACGGUCCAAAUAAAUUCUCCGUACCCCGACUCUAAAACCUUCGUUGACAUGAAGAUGAAGUACAGCGUGCCCGAGACGCUGGUGCAUUUCGAGAAAAUGAUGAACUCAACAAAUCAAAAGCCAAGCAAGCUGGACGUGGAGAUCUUCCUUAAUGCGACCUUUGAUCCAGCCGGGCAAGAAUUUGAGGACUGGGACCCCUCUGACUGGACUGCCACCCCCAAGUUCCUCGACUCCGUCGUCGAUCCAGACCUGAAGGCGUGGGGCGCGAAGCUCAACGACCUCUGGAAGUUCCUAGGCCGCAAGAUCAAGGACGACGUCAAAACGCAUCCUGAGCAGUACUCUAUCAUUUACGUGCCAAAUCCUGUCAUCGUCCCUGGAGGACGCUUCCGGGAGUUUUACUAUUGGGAUUCUUACUGGAUAGUCAAAGGGCUCCUCCUUUCAGAAAUGAAUCACACUGUGAAAGGUAUGCUGAGCAACUUCCUCACCAUUGUGAAAGAGUACGGUUUCAUCCCUAACGGCGGGCGCAUCUACUACCGCCAGAGAUCUCAGCCACCGCUGCUCAUCCCAAUGAUGGAGGCCUACUACGACAAAACGCAAGACUUGCAGUUCAUCAGGGAGAGUGUCAGCAUCUUGGAGAAGGAGAUUGAGUUUUGGAUGACAAAUCACACCGUUGAAGUGGAUAAAGAUGGCAAGAAGUAUACAUUGGCCAUCUACGGGGACCGCUCUUCAGGGCCCAGGCCCGAGUCAUACAAAGAAGAUUACGAGACCGCUCAUGUCUUCGCCACCGAGGAAGAGCGGGAGAAUUACUAUUCUGAGCUGAAGGCGGCUGCCGAGUCUGGCUGGGAUUUCUCCUCUAGGUGGUUCAUUCUCGACGGAACCAACCAAGGCAACAUUACUAAUGUGAAAACUCGUUUCAUCGUGCCAACGGAUCUGAACGCCUUCCUCUUCUGGGACAUGCAGAUUCUGUCUCGUUUCUUCCACCUGCUGGGCAACGAAGAGCGGGCCACCUAUUAUAAAAACGCGUCGGCCACCCUGAUGGAGGCUGUGACUGCAGUGCUGUGGCACGAGGAGGUGGGCGCCUGGCUCGACUACGACCUGAUCAACGAAAAGAAGCGUGACUACUUCUACCCGUCCAAUCUUGCGCCACUCUUCACCGGCUGCUAUGACCAGAGCAAGGAGGCUGACUAUGUGCAAGGCAUAAUGCGCUACCUGCAGAAGACUAACGUCAUGAUCUACUACGGUGGCGUGCCCACCUCGCUGGAACACUCUGGCGAGCAGUGGGACUACCCGAAUGCGUGGCCACCUCUUGUAUACUUAAUGAUCCACGCCCUGGACAGGACCAACGACACGUUCGCUAAGGAGCUUGGUUACGAGAUUGCUGAGCGAUGGGUCAGGGCCAACCACAAAGGCUUCAAAGAGACGCAAGCCAUGUUCGAAAAGUACGACGCAACAGUUGUUGGUGGCUAUGGAGGAGGUGGCGAAUACGAGCUGCAGCUCGGCUUUGGCUGGACUAACGGCGUGAUCAUGGACUUGCUGGCCAAGUACGGAGAUCGUCUCACGCCGGAUCCACAGAAUGGAUACCACGGCGCCAGCGUGCCACAGAACUCAGUCACGCCGGCCCUUAUCUUCCUAGGACUAGUCGUGGCCAGUAUGGCGUUGUAAGGGUUCUGUUCAUGAGGAAGCGGAUAAUCGAUCAGCGAGGAAGGUUUUGCCCGCAGUUCUUUGGUGACUACCAGGAGUUACAGACAAACUUGAGCUCGGCAAGUUGAGAAAGACUGCGCCUCAGGGAGACAAGUCAUUUACAUAGUGCCAAGACUGCUAGUUAUUGUGUUACUUUUUAGUUCCGAGGUCUGUUUUCCUUAUACUGAACAGUACUCUACUUUUGAUUGUAGCAUAAACUGAGGAAUCUCAUAGUAUUCAUUUCGAGAUCGAGUUAAGUGCUCAUUUUCAUAAACUAAGCUCUCUGUUAUGUUUCUCAUAUUAUCACAAAGAAUUAAUUGAAAUUAAUCUCUGAAAGAAUGUAGUAUGAUCCUGAGCAAAUUUACUAAGCGAACAAAUUACGGUUGAAUAGAUCCUGUUAGAUUUUUAGAGAAUAAAACAUUUAGGCUGGUUCCCAAAGUUUAUAACAU